UGCUAAUCUCUAUUAUAUUUACUUCCUUCAUUUCAUGGCCUCCUCGUUUGCUUGUUUCCUUCUCCUUUGUUUUCUUCUCUUCUACACCUCUCCUUCCCUAGCUAGAACACCCUUUAGACCCAAAGCCCUUCUCCUUCCAGUUUCCAAAGACUCAUCAACUCUUCAAUACCUCACUCAUUUCAAUCAGAGAACUCCUCUUGUGCCUGUAAAAUUAACUGUUGAUUUAGGUUCCGCAUUCGCCUGGAUUGAUUGUGAAAAAGGCUAUGUCUCAUCCUCAUUUAGGCCUGUACGAUGCGACUCCGCUCUUUGCACACUUGUUAAUUCAAAAAUGUGUACCAGUGAGUGCUAUGGAAGCCCCAAACCAGGGUGCCACAAUAAUACAUGUGACUUGGCCCCCGGCAACACGGUCAUAAGACUUAGCACUACUGGUCAGGUUGGUCAAGAUCUGGUAUCUCUUCAAUCUACCAAUGGAAUGAAUCCUGGUAAAUUAGUAUCGGUGCGUAAUUUCGUUUUCAGUUGUGGUUCAACUUUUCUCUUAGAGGGUCUUGCUAAUGGGGUUACGGGCAUGGCUGGCUUCGGAAGAAGUAACAUUUCACUUCCUGUUCAAUUCUCUGCCACUUUUGGCUUUUCAAAGAAAUUUGCCAUUUGCUUGAGUUCCUCAGCACAAUCCAAUGGAGUCAUAUUUUUCGGUGACUCACCCUAUGUAAUGCUUCCCAAUAAUGUUGAUCUCUCCAACUCCCUUACAUACACCCCACUUAAACUCAAUCCUGUUAGUACUGCAGGGACUUAUUUUGAAGGAGAAUCAUCUGUAGAAUAUUUCAUCGGAGUUAAGUCCAUCAAAAUCAAUGGAAAAGAAGUUAAACUUAACAAGACUUUGCUAUCCAUCGAUAAAGAAGGCAACGGAGGGACUAAGAUCAGUACUGUUAAGCCUUAUACAGUUUUGGAGACUUCAAUUUAUAAAGCUGUAACUAAAGCUUUUGUCAAGGAAAUGAAAGGUGUCCCUAGAGUUGCAGCUGUAGCACAAUUUGGAGUGUGCUUUAACUCAAAGAACAUAGGUAGCUCUCGCGUUGGACCAGCUGUGCCACCGAUUGAUCUUGUGUUGGAGGGCAAGAAAGUGUUGUGGAGGAUCUGGGGUGCAAACUCAAUGGUGCAAGUUAAUAACGAAGUGAUGUGUUUGGGGUUUGUAGAUGGAGGAUCAGAACUUGUGACGACCCCUGUCAUCAUUGGUGGGCAUCAACUGGAGGACAAUCUUCUACAGUUUGAUCUUGCUACUUCAAGGCUUGGGUUCAGCUCUUCUCUUCUGUUUAGACAGACAACGUGCUCUAACUUCAAUUUCACAUCAGUGUAAGGCUCAUAUAUAUAAUUAUAUAGCCUUUGCCUACAAAUAAAAAUUGAAUUUCUAAUAAAAGAGAAAAGAAUUCUUGAUCCGCCUAAUCCAUGAGCUAUGGUUGGCGGCUGCAAGUUGCAAUUAAGUUAUAUAUUCUCUUGUGAAUAAAGAAAAUCUUGAAUG
Messenger RNA from Manihot esculenta (cassava), 1510 nucleotides. RefSeq names its product probable aspartic proteinase GIP2. NCBI's taxonomy places the organism in Eukaryota, Viridiplantae, Streptophyta, Magnoliopsida, Malpighiales, Euphorbiaceae. Gene Ontology annotation, biological process: proteolysis. The transcript has a single exon. The coding region runs from base 35 to 1348 and encodes 437 amino acids. The record is from RefSeq and is a predicted model, not a curated record. Gene Ontology annotation, molecular function: aspartic-type endopeptidase activity.